AUGAGUCUGAAGAGGAUGGGUCUGGAGAGGAUGAAUCUGAAGAGGGUGAUGGUCCUGGAUGUCCUCGAUGGUUCGAAAAGGCUUGUGUUCGCUCAGCCUUCCCUGAGGGAGGCCUGGCAACAUUAUCAGCAGUUGCUGCAUCAACAGAAGGAUGUUCUUGCCGGUCGGAGUGAUUUGGAAGCGUUCGCGUUUGGCGUUAAGCGGUUUCCUGCCCUGAAGGGAGUUACCAUCACACCUGCAGCCCACGGCAACCUCAUCACCCCGCUUUACCCGACCCCUAUGAUUCGUGCUUUCCCGAAAGGCUUUAAUUACCCCAUUCCUCGUGGUUGGCUGUACCCUAGAGCCACUUUCGAGCCCGCUACUCCAUAUACGUGGAAUCAAUACCCAGAACUUAGAGAUCGGUACCGCGGGUUCCGCACGGCAAUGCGUGUCCUCGCCAACGAACCCAACUCUGUUUCUGAGCUGGUGAUGACUUCUAACUCUAUCCCCACGGGGAUCAACUGCACAAUCUUCGACGAGCCCUGCGAAGAGUACAAUCAUUUCGCUACCGUGCUUAAGAAGCCGGGCUUCCGCCGUCUGGAUAUUGCCUUGCUUCUCGGUGGUAAGCGUGAGGAAGACCUCGAAGCAUGCUGGCGAUCUCUGCUUAAUGGACGUCUGCGCCGGGCGCUCGGUGAAGCAAAAGAAAUGGAAGAGUUCAGGCUGCAUGCAACAUUUGAUGAUGAGCUCUACCCUGACGGAGAACCUCCCCCAUUACAGGGAAUUGUGCCUGUGGAACAAUGGUCGAAACUGCGCCAUUUCGAACUCUCCGGCUUUGUUAUCUCACAGGAUAACUGUGUCUCUUUCCUCAAGACGUUACCAAAAUCCGUUCGCUCCAUUGAGCUCAGUAUGCUGUAUUUCCUUCGCGGCAAUGGAGACUGGUAUAGUAUGCUGGAAGAAAUCAAGCGAAUGGUGUCGGAGAGCACGCUGUGGGGAGACCGGGAUGCGGGAUCAAGACCCAAGAUUACGAUCGGCGUGCCACUCGCGGACACCGGCCCUACAUAUGGACACGGUAUAUGGAUUGAAAAGGAGGUAGAGGAUUUCAUCUACGGUGAAGGAGAAAAUCCCUUUAGGGAGCCUCGUCCCUGGGAAGUCCAAUUUGGAGUUGGUGUGAUGAGGGAUGCAUUGGAGCCCGAUUUUGAACAUCCAUAUCAUGACCAUACGUCCAAUCGGUACUUUGAUACAGAUGAAUAUUUGCAAGACAGAUACCUCAAUGAAGACUGA
Messenger RNA from Penicillium bovifimosum, 1260 nucleotides. RefSeq lists its product as uncharacterized. The transcript has 2 exons. Bases 1 to 1260 code for a protein of 419 amino acids. The record is from RefSeq and is a predicted model, not a curated record. Lineage: Eukaryota; Fungi; Ascomycota; Eurotiomycetes; Eurotiales; Aspergillaceae.